AUUUGAUCAUCCAGUCGACCGAGUUGGAAGAGACGGUAGUUUGAAAAUAGUCCAUAUUAUUUUGUGUGAUAUCUAUACCCUGUAUUCAUUAGCUUAUUGUUCUAUUAUUAUUUUGUUCCCUCCUCCCUCCUUCCCCCCACCCGGCUCUUGAGUUUGUGUGGAAAAUUACGUGGUGAUUAACCACGCCAAUCUUUUUUUUUUCUGCCGUCCGAGCUUUAUCGGUCGACUCACCCGCAACCAGCCUGGCGUCACUCGGAGCACUGCCCAGCGGAAUCGGAGGCGGGAGCCUGCAGGGGGGAAUUCUGGAGCCAAGUGCAGGGAAUAAUGCUCCUGCUGCCACCAGUCCCGUAAUGGGAGGUGUCAGCCAUCCAUCUGCUUCGGCUACUGGCGGGCCCGAUGGCGUGGGACCGGCCAGGAAGCGCACUGUCGCCAUGGCGGGGUUAGACAGUUCUCCUGGCAGUGUGGAUGACGUGGAAGAGAACGAGCUUCGUGAGGAGAAGAAAAGGCAGCCUGUGAAGCGUGCCUGCAACGAAUGUCGUCAGCAGAAGUUGCGCUGCGAUGUAGUUCAAGACCCAUGGAUGGACUGCUCCCGUUGUCGUCGCUUGAAACUUGACUGUAAAAUCGAAUCCAACUUUAAGAGAAUUGGGAAGCGCAGUCGCAAUGCGGAGAUGGAAAGAGAGAUCAUCGAGCUGAGGAAGCAGAUUGCCAACGUCCAGGCGAAUGCUGUCACGUCCAUGCCCCAACAACAACACCAACAACAACAACCACCGUCCAUACAAUCUGCCCAACACACUCCCAAACAGGAACCCUCUAGCCAUGUCAGUCCGGCUGGCGUUUAUCACACACCCUCUGGCAUGUCUUCCGAUCAGUACAUGGGCUCUCACGAAGCAGUCGCAUCGCUUUUGGACCUCCGUUCGGGCUUCGAUAGUUCCAACUAUAUGAGAAAUGGGAGCCACCACUUCAAGCGGUUAGAAGAUGUUGUUGUCGUGCCGGAGAGGGUGACAGAAUUGUUUGAUCUGUACUUUACGUUCUAUCAUCCGUUUCUUCCAUUCCUUGAACGAGGACAAUCACCCGAUGAAUAUUAUAACGCAUCACCCUUACUGUUCUGGACUAUCAUUAGCGUUGGGGCACGGCGUUAUCAGCCCGAUACGCACCUUUUGAACUCUCUGGCAGGCCCCGUUUCGCGUCUGGUAUGGAGUACGUUGGCAGACAUUCCACAAAGCUAUCAUGUCGUGAAAGCUCUUUGCUUGCUUUGUACAUGGCCAUUCCCUACAAGCAGUACCUCUACCGACCCCACCUUUAUGCUCUGUGGAAUGAUGAUGCAGGUGGCCAUGCAGCUCGGUCUGCACCGCCCGUCAUAUGCUCAAGAUUUCAGUAAAUUCAGGGUGGAGCUUAUCGAAGAAGAGCUGAAAGAUAAAGUGAGGACGUGGGCGAUCUGCAAUAUCGUUGCCCAACGGGUUGCGACCGGGUACGGGCAGCCACCGUCCACUUGGUAUGACUGGACAUUGUCGAGCGAGUCACUGGAUCCAAACUACAAGCUGCCUGAAGGUAUCCGUGCGCGCCUUCAGAUCGAAAAAUUCUGUGACAAGGUCACCAGAGCACUCUAUACCAACCACCGGGACCCUGUUGGGCUCUGUAAUGACCAGGAACGAUCGACGAUGAUCUCCUUUUUUUCUCGGGAUUUCGAUGAACUCGAGUCGCAGCUGAAGGCUCAGAAUGAUUGCAUUACCGAUCUUUACCUUCGCGCUGCCAACCUGCACUUACAUUUGUCGGUCUUCUUCGAUGACACUACUGAGAAGGACUACCGUGACCGUCUUCUUUCUUUGUAUGUUGCAACCAGGACAUUUCUGGAGGCUGCUAUGAACCUAGAGACGGAGGUUGGUCCGGUACUCUCGUACACGCCGUAUUACAUCUAUCAGAUGAUGGUAGCAGCAGGCUGUACGCUGCUGAAGCUCGGCACGAGCUUUUUUGCCUCUCACAUAAAUAUGGAUUAUACCAAGACUCUUUUCAACCGGACCAUUUGGGCUAUCCGGGGAGUAUCAGUGUCAAGUAAUGACCUCCCGGAGCGGCUGGCCGAAGUUCUAGCCCAGAUGUGGAGGCUGCAGAGUACACCAAGCCCCAAACCGACCACCGAAAGUUCGGAGAUGGACGAUUCCUUGAUGCUGAAAGUCCGGUGCCGCAUGAGUAUGUCGCUCCUUUUUGACUCGGUGUGGCGAUGGCGAGAAGACGCUCGGACGAAAGGUCGGAAUCUCGAAGCCUAUCUCAAGAACCCGACCAACCCAGAUUCUAACGCUGAAUCUUCUGCAGCAUCAUCCGUUGGAGCUGCACAUACUUCUAGCUCGACUCCUGGUAUUGGUGGUGAUCCUAGCCUGGCACCUGCUCCCAUUCUUCCGCAAGUCACGUUGGGCGUUCAGUCUGGUAGCAGCGUCCCGGGUCUACCAAGCGGCCUUAUGGAGCCCAACUACGAAGUUUUUGACCCAUUAAAUUGGCUGCUGGAUGGUUUGGUCGACUUGCCAUACUCAUAUUCUACGAUGUCAGGGAUGGAGGCUCAAGGUAUCGCAUAGCCUUGACCGACAAUGUUUUGAUUUGCUACUAUGUUACGAUUACUGGCGUUUUACCGGCUGAUUUACUACAUAUCCUGCGUGUAUUUGUAUAUAUAUACCCGAGGAGUCUGGUCGAACUGUUUGAAUAAUGCAUUGCUGCUCUUCGAGACCACAGACAUGGACGAUUUUCAGACGAUCACCAUUGACGAAGAAAUGAUUAUUAUUAAGAUUCCCGUUACAUGCAAGAUCAAGAUACGUAUAGGACGUCCAUGGUAGGACAAGUCCAGGCUAUGGAUCUUAAGCCGCUGAACUAAUUAACAGUGUACCUCUAAUAGCUAAUAUUCACCUCCUAUUAAGUUGAAACCAAGCUUAAGCACCUCCCGUCAAGAGCUCACUAGCAGGUCUUAAGUGAGGCUUAGCCAUGGGACUAAGUAAAAGCACUAAUGCUUAGCGGAGGGUCUGGAAUCCAACAUGGACAAUACGAGAAUCCUUCCUUUGCUUUUAAUAUCGUAUCACUAGUGCUUAUUCCUCAGGAGGUUAAAGAACAUCGUAAUUUAUAAGGAAUGUACAUACCCUGGGACACCAGAUCAACCUUUCUUCUCUCUGAAAUCCAAUUGACACAACAAGCAUGCAACGCGG
Molecule: messenger RNA, 3182 nt
Organism: Aspergillus pseudotamarii
Lineage: Eukaryota; Fungi; Ascomycota; Eurotiomycetes; Eurotiales; Aspergillaceae
Product: putative C6 transcription factor (Leu3)
Exons: 6
Coding region: 351-2564 (737 amino acids)
Biological process (GO): DNA-templated transcription; regulation of DNA-templated transcription
Cellular component (GO): nucleus
Molecular function (GO): DNA-binding transcription factor activity, RNA polymerase II-specific; transcription cis-regulatory region binding; zinc ion binding
Source: RefSeq, a predicted model, not a curated record